Molecule: messenger RNA, 3331 nt
Organism: Myxocyprinus asiaticus (Chinese sucker)
Lineage: Eukaryota; Metazoa; Chordata; Actinopteri; Cypriniformes; Catostomidae
Gene: parp16
Product: poly (ADP-ribose) polymerase family, member 16
Exons: 7
Coding region: 78-1064 (328 amino acids)
Biological process (GO): endoplasmic reticulum unfolded protein response
Cellular component (GO): membrane; nuclear envelope; intracellular anatomical structure
Molecular function (GO): kinase binding; NAD+ poly-ADP-ribosyltransferase activity; protein serine/threonine kinase activator activity
Source: RefSeq, a predicted model, not a curated record
GUGAACUGCAGUAAUUUGACACGUUUCGCUUCCGGUUGCUCUCAGAUGCCUGUACUUCAGGCACAGAAGUGUUGGCAAUGCAGCCGCCCCUCCCGACAGCCACAGUCAGAGAGCUGGUGUGCUCCUGUCUGCAUCGAGACCCUGUAGCGUCGGACCUGCGCUGCAGCCUAUUCGUGGCCGCCGUACAGAGCUAUAAACGUGAUUCAGUGCUCAGACCAUUCCCUCCUCGCUACCUUAGAGGAGAGAUCAAGGACUUUGAGGAGCUGCAAAAAGAUGUGGACACCUUACCAAAUGUGAGAGAUCUGGUUCGUCUGGGACAUGGAAAUGGAGACCAUCACCUGGCUCUUGUGCACUGGGUUCUCUCGUCUAAGGGUUUCGCUGUGAAGACCCUUCAGAAAGAGGAGUUUUCCAGACUCAGUCAGCUGAUCCAAAGUGAAGCGGUGUCUGCUCCAGCCCCAGACUUCCUCUUUGAACUUCAGUACUGUGAUCUGCUCAACUCCAAGUUUGAGAGGACGCGGGCUGGACGGGAUCUAAUCUAUGCAUUCCAUGGCAGCAGACUGGAGAACUUCCAUUCCAUCAUACACAAUGGAUUACACAGCCAUCUGAAUAAGACAUCACUGUUUGGAGAAGGCACAUACCUGACCAGUGACCUCAGCAUGGCAGUCCUGUAUAGUCCCCAUGGUAAUGGAUGGAGGGAAAGUGUUCUCGGGCCAUUGCUCAGCUGCAUUGCCUUGUGUGAAAUCAUCGAUCAUCCAGAUGUAAAGUGUCAGGUGAAGAAGAAAGACUCAGAGAGCAUUGACCGCCAGCGUCUGAGGGCCAGGAACAGUGAAGGAGGUGAGGUGCCUGAGAAGUACUUUGUGGUGACCAACAAUGAGCUAUUGAGAGUGAAAUACCUGCUGGUGUACUCUCAGAGACGCUACAGAUCACGAAAUGCUCAAGGGACAUCAUGGCUCGUCAGACAUCAUUUUGCGAUAAUGAUGGGCCUCUAUCUUCUGCUCCUCAUAUUCAUUGGUGCCUUCAACUCAUCCGCUUUCCAGUCCUUCUGGCACAGAAUGUUCCGGUGACAAAGGCCACCGCUUGCAUCAUGUAAACCUUCUUGUCCAAAGUGCCUUUACUCACAAAGACUAUCGUGAAAGAGCCUUGUUCUAGGCAAAACAAGACAACGCUCAGGAACCGUUUUCUUCUGUCUCAAUACAACAUUCCUCCCUGUUUCAUUUUAUUUCUACAUGGUUAUCAGCUCCACCAUCACCCUUUAUUAUUUUAAGUAGUUUUGGGUGAUUUUCACAAAACCUAUCAAAAAAAUGUCCUGGUCCAUUUUUACUCUAAAAUAAAAAACUAAAACUAAUAAUUACAUUUUGCAUAAAGAAAAUUAAGCCUAUUUUUUAAGAUUAUUUUCAUGAUAGUUACACGCAUUUUCUCUCCCAAUUCUCAUUACCGUAGUGUAAAAAAAUAAAUAAAUGAUUACUUAAACUGUAAAGUAUUUAAACAUUAUAGUAGUACUCCCAUGGCACUGCCUUUUAAUUUUUGCUGAUUUUAAUUUGAAAAAAUUGAACAACAGUUUUGUUUUUAACUGUAAUAUAGUAGGAAAAAUAUUCCUGCGUUAUGGUAAUGAAAAUCAUCAUUGAAAGCAAUGGGAAUAGUGAAAGUAAAAUUUCCAGAUGCAUUUUGGUAAUGACAAUUGGGUAAAAUGUGCUUAAGUGUCCUGAACAUAAUCUUAAUGUAAGCUUCAAUUUCAUUUUGCAAACAUAAUUUCAUUUUUUUUUUUUUUUUUUUUUUUUUUUAUAUAUUGAUUUGGGGUUAAAUAUGACCAGAUCACUUUUUUGACAGGUUUCAUUAGAAUCACCCUUUGAUAUAAACACUGUGCAUUUACCAGAGUAAAACCUGCAUUUUGUGCAAAUUAGCUUUCUGAAUGUGUGGUUUUGUUACAUGUUAGCAUGUAGCCUAUUAAAUAAUGAUGGUAACUUUUCUACUGUUUGAAUGAUAAGUUCAUUACUUAAGUUAGAAACAAAUGAUCAAACAUUUUGUCUUUAUAAGCAUUGUUCACUAGUUUUAAUGCAUUGGUUUUUGGCCUAGACAUUGGCAAAAUUGCUGCUUGUAUUAAUACAUCUCAGAAUCAUAAGGGAAAUCAAAUCUCUAAGGAGUUUUUAUAUUAGAUUGAGGUUAUUGCUCUUGUGUAGAUUGUCAUAUAUUCCUAGACUACAGAAUUAUGUCUAGAUAAAGUCACUUAUGCAGAAGAACCAUGCCAUUAUGGUCUAUUUCAACAAAACUGUCAUUAAUAUUAGUCUUUAUAUUGCAUAAAUGUUUCUGACUUAUUAAUUUGAAUAAUCCAGUUUAUCUGAAUUGUGAAAUUAUUUAAAUAAAUACAAUAUCCUUCAAACAAUAUAGAGUGAAUAUUAGUGAAUUGGCUGUUAUCUUAGUUUACGGCUCCUGGCACCUUCAAGGUUUUGUCUGUCCAUUGUGUUUAUCAGUAAAAAACAACAGCAGCAAUACACGGCUGAUAACACAAGCGGCAUCUGUUUCAUCUUAAUAAAUGGAGCCUUAUUUGUGUGCUCUGUAGUUUAGCACCAAUUACUCUAGUUUUAAAAGUAGAAAAAUGACUGGAUCCCAUUGAAAAAUACUGAAACGUAUUGAAUUAAAUUUCUGUUUUCAGUUAAAAUGGUGGCCAUAUGGUAAAUUGACAUUCAUGAAAUAUUUUGGUGCAAUAUUUAACAUUUGUCAUUUGACAUUAUAAUAAUAACUGAAAAUAUAUUUUACUAUUAAAAUGUGUUCAUUUUUAAGGUAAUAUCCAUCUAUUCCAUGUGUUUGUUUCCCCAGAUUGAGAAAAUGUAUUGUAUGCUUUCUAAUAUGGGAAGCACCAUUGUAAACCUCAUAAACCUAAACAAUGUUUGCUGCCAAUAUAUUUAUCAGACUUAACCAUUUCCCUUAUUUAAGCAUAUUUAAGGUAGACAUCAAAAGAAUUGUGAACAAGUUGUUCUAUUGUGGAUCUGGGCUUUGUGCUGGCUCAUGCAUGGAUGAGUAAUUGCAGGCUCAUAAACAUAUUGUUAUUCAGUAACAAGCUAACAAGAGGGAAAGCAUCUAUUGUGGGUAAUUUUCCCAAAGGGGUCAGUUUCUGUCCACUCCUGCAUCUGACCUAAAAAAUUCAUCUUUUUUAUUGAAUAUGUAUGAGCAAUUUCCAUGUUGUAUGAUUUGCACACAGAGAUACUUUUAAAGAGGUAUUUUAAAAAAGAUGUUUAUUUAAAAAUUCACAAAUGUUGUACAAAGCAUUUAAACUGUAUGUUGCAUAACUUAUAAUUAUAUGUGUGUGUGUGUGUGUGUGUGUGUGUGUGUGUGU